CUCUUGUCUUGUCGCCUCGCUUUACGUUUCCUAGAUAUUUACAGCCCACUGUACGCCCGCUUGAAUACGCUGCCGUCGCGUUGGCGCGAAGCACUCGUUGGCUACUAAGGAGCAUCUCUUUAGACACCUCAACCACGCCGUUUUAGGGCUUGGGGAACCACCGCCUUGCUGAAUAAGCUUUUAAGGUCCAUAGCGCCGCUGGGACGCAGCCUGCAACAGCGCUUCCGCUGCCGCCUCAGCUCAUCGCGCACCUUGGCCGCCAGAGCAGCGACCGGCACCUGCGACGCCUGCCCUCAAGCGCAAGGAUAACGUAGUCUGCUUUAUCUGCUUGGAGGCCGCCGUCGCUUUCCGCCUAGGCUGUGCAGUGCCUGCGGAGCCGCGGAGAGCACAAAGCGAGAAGGCCAUUGGAGAGGUCACGUUUACGCAGCCCUUCCCAGGCCCAAACUUCCAACAUUCCAAAAGCUAUGGAUCCCAUGGAAGAAGACAAGAACGCUGCGGAGCCGCAGGUGCAAGGCGCCGCGGACGCGCAGCCUGGCAAGGCCGCCGCGGCAGCAGAAAAGACCGCCAACAAGGAUACCGAUGGCACCCUCCAAACAGACCCCACACCCGCAAAUGAUCCUUCAGAUCCUGUGGAAUCCCAAGCUGCUGCCAGCUCCCCGCAAGACGGUACAGCUGCUACCGCCGAAGACGGCACCUCCCAGCCCGGCCCAGCUCCCAAGGCAGCAGCUGCCGCCUCGAACCCCCGUCCCAGCCCCAGCCCCAGCCCCGGUCCCGAAACCAGUCCUGACCCGCCCGCCGCGGCUCCUCAGUCCGCGCCCACAGCGGCAGCGGCGAACGGCGGGCAGCCCCGGCGGGGCAGCAGCGCGGCACCAGGGGAUGAGCUGCCGCUCUCGCUGCAGCGAAAACAGCGACACCGGCGGCCCCCCGCGGGCUGGGACAUGGAUGCGGAGGGGGUGGCGCCCUCCAAGAGACCCAAGACCGAGCCUCUGGACGCCUCCCCCACCAUCGGAGGCUCCUCCGCCGCCGCCGUCGCCUCCCCCACCACCGCCGUCAACGGCGGCGCCGCCAGCGCUGCCGCCAGCCCCGGCAACCUUACGGUCGGCCUUUCGCCGCUAUCCAGCGGAGGCAUUCCGUACGGCACCCUGUUUUUCCGCGCACAGGGUCGCAGCGGUGGCCUAAUGCUGGCGUUUGACGGCUCCUUUUCCCGGCCGCUGUUGUUCCGAGAGAACGGUGUGGGUCAGGAGCCCAGUAGGCUGUCGGAGGCGGAGGCGGCGGAGGAGGGACCGCUGGAGGAGUUCAAGUGCCUGGGGUUUGCUCGUCCCGACUGCGGUACGGUGGCGGUUUCCUCCGCAAUGCAGCUCGCGACGUUAGCGGAGGUGACGGCGCACUUCCGAAGCGUGUUGGAUCCAGGAUCUCCGGUGUACGGCAAGCCGGCUGCUGCCGUAGUGUACGUCGUGAUCACGUGUGACAAAUCCAAGGGCUGGAUGUCGUACGAGAUCGACGCCAACGGAGCUGUGUGCCCCAGGGUGGUGUACGAGUCCCCGCAGGGGCCCCUCACCUCCACCACGCCGGCGCAGUUCGAGGCGCAGGUGGCGCAGAGCAGCGCCAAGAAGUGGCGGCACAGCUUCAAAGCGGCGGGCGGCUUCCUCAAGAUGGGUCCCCGCCAGGGCGGCGUCAUGCCCCCCGCCACCGUACUCGACGUGCUCAAUUGCGUGAAGGACCUGCUGGGGGUCAGCCCCACCAUCGCCCUGCCGGCGGAUAAGCCCCUCACGCAGCAGCAGCGGCGGGCGCAGGCAGCGGCGGCGGCGGCGGCCGCCGCCGCUGCCGCAGCAGCGGGUGCUAGUGGAAGUGGAGGUGGCGGAGGCGGCAGCGCAACCCGUGGCAGCACGCUCGCCGGGGGCUCCGCACCCGCAGGCAAGCAGCAGCAGCAGGAGCAGCGGCGGGAGAGGGAACGGGAGCGUGAGCGGGAACGAGAGAGGGAAAGGGAGCGGAGGGCGGAGAGGGAGAGAGAGCGGAAGGAGGCAGCAGCUGCGGCUGCUGCGGCGGCGGCCGCGGCGGCGCAAACAAAGGCGAAUGCAGCUGACGGUGUGGCAGCGACGGCGGCGGCGCCGGGCGCGACGGCGAAUGGUGGCGGUAAAGCAGCGGCUGGGAAUACAGCGGCGCCGGCGGCGGCUAACCAGGAGAAUAACCGUCAGGCGGCAAUGACGUUGAUCACUGCGCUGGGGUUGGGGUCGCUAGCUAAGGCUGCUGACGGUACGGCAGCCGCAGCGGGGCCAGCGGACGUCAAGGGCCACACCGGCGGCGGAAACGGUACGGCAGCCGGCGGCCGGGCGCCGUUUACGAUACGGUUACCCACUCGGGCCGCGCAGGCGGCGGCGGCGGCCGCCGCUACUCGCGCAGGCGCCCGCGGAACUGCGGCGACGGCGUCAGGGUCUUCCAACCCAGGCAUGCAAGCUGCCGCUUCCGCCCCCGCUUCCGCCGCCGCCGCCGCCGGUAACAAUGUAACCGACGCGCAGCUCCAAAGCGCCGCCACGCUUGCGUCAACACUCGUACAACACCUGGCGUUACCGCUGGCACCCGACGUCAGCGCGUUGGGCCUUACGGGUCCUGGCCUUUCGGCAGCGGAGGCGCAAGCCAUCCAGCUGGUAUGUACGAGCGUCAAGGGCCCGGAACUCGCCAUCGCGGUGAAGGGCAUCAUGGACUCGCUAGCAGGCCGGCCGACGACGACGGUGGCGACGCCGGCGGCGGCGGCGCUAGCGCUCAUGUCGCUUCCGCCGGGGGCGUUAACGACGCCGGCCCCGGCGGCGGCGGGGCCCAGUACGACGGCGCCGCAUCAUCAAGCGGCGAUUAUGGCGUCGUUAGCGCCGCUCCUGGGGCCAGCAGCCGCCGCUGCGACGGCGACGGAUCCCACCGCUGCGGCGGCGGCGAUGGCAGCCCUGGCGGCAGGCAUGGGCCUUAUGCCUCCGCCUCCACCGCAGCCGGCAUCGGAUACGGCGGCGCCGGUGGCAGCGGCUGCCGACAACGCCGCCGCCGGGAUGGCUAGGCAGGCAUCUGCGCCCGCUGCUGGUGUGACGGCAGUGAAGACGGCACCCGCAGCGCCUAACGCAACUGCAACGCCCAUGGAGGUGUCAACCGCCGGCGAUGGCACAGCGGCGGCUGCGGUGUCGCCCGCUGCAGCGCCGGGAGCCUCCGAAGCUGAGCGGCCGGCGGCAAGCGAGGGGACAGCAGCGGCAGCGGGUGCAACGACAGUAGCAGCGGCGACGGCGGAAGGGUCAACGGCAGCCGGGGACGGUGUACCGCCUAGCAAGGAUGUUGCUAUGACGCAGGCGUAGUGUACGGCAGCGAUGUCGUACCUUGCCAAGCCGUACUACGGCAUGGUGUACUGCGAAACGGGGUUGUAAGGGUGGCCGUAAGGGUUAUCCGCUAUGGCCGACAGCUGUAGUGCUGCUGCUGCUGUUGUAGCUGCUUCCCUGCGUUUUCUUGUAGGCUGGGCUGUAGGUCGGGUGUCGGGCUGUGAAAAGCUCGGAUGGACUAUACGAAGGAUGUGCGUAUGCUUGAGCCCUGUUGUUUGGGGAGCCUUGGCGCAGGUUUAUUUGCAGGCUUGCAGGCGUGUGAUCGGUGCUUGGUGGGGUACUAACUUGGAUUGAGGGACGCAUGAAAGGACGUAGUCGCGAAGGAGGCAAGGUGCCCACGGGCUGGGGCUCGGUGUUUUUGCCACCUGGAGCGUCGAGGUCCUGUCAAGAGGGGGGUUACAAGGAGGAGUCAGACGAGCUGGAUGACAAGGCUUCACCAUGGGGUGUAGAGGGGUAGGGGGCCAGAUGUUGUGCAUGUGCAUCAGCGGUCUUGGCAAGUCGCGCAGUGGAAUAGGUCAAGGUCAGCAGGGGAGUGGCCUAGCCUAGAUGUUCUUAUGUCGCCAGCUGGCAGGAGAGGGUGCGGUAGCGGUUGCAUGCUGAGGGUUUUGUAGUUUCAUAGAUUGAGAGGAGUCCUGUUUGCUUACACUCAAUAGGGUCUUGAAGCACACGCAACAAAAAUCUGCCGGUUAUCCAGUGUAACUGGAGUGUUACAGAUAAUGCAUCCGGGUGAGAUGGGCUUAUUUUAUAAACCCCCCUCCGAUCGCGCAAGGGCAACGCGCAGGCGCGUUAGAUGCCUGGCUGCCACAGUUGUGCUUUGACUAUGGGUCGUGCCUCAUCCGGCCGCAUCCAGCAUCGGGAAUCGGCAGAGAAACGGACAAAAUCGAAAUACGAACGACGUUUUGUAAAGGACGUCGCUACG
Molecule: messenger RNA, 4272 nt
Organism: Astrephomene gubernaculifera
Lineage: Eukaryota; Viridiplantae; Chlorophyta; Chlorophyceae; Chlamydomonadales; Astrephomenaceae
Source: the annotation of a GenBank genome assembly